Messenger RNA from Peniophora sp. CBMAI 1063, 1614 nucleotides. The record is from the annotation of a GenBank genome assembly. Lineage: Eukaryota; Fungi; Basidiomycota; Agaricomycetes; Russulales; Peniophoraceae.
AUGGCCGACAGAGACACGUCCAAUCUCUGCGUAGAGAUUAUCCGACAACAUUUUGGUCCCCUCAAUGCCAAAGUUGCAGAGGUCCUGUUACACCGCGGGCGCCUCAGCCUAUCCCACCUAGUCCGCUUCACGGGCCUCAAGCCGCGCACCGUGCGCGCGUGUAUACUUGUGCUGGUGCAGCAGAAUGUACUAUGGCACGCUACGGAGGAGGAUGUGGAGGUGUUUGAGGUGAACACGGACGAGUGUCUGGCGAGGACUAGGUUCGGGACGUAUGUUCAUCUCAUGGAGGAGCUCUACGGACAGGAGGCUGCACGAAUAGUGACUGUGGUACUCGAGCACGGCAAACUGCGUCCGCCAGACAUCAUGCAGCUCUUGUCCGUGGACACCAAAUCACACAUAUCCCAUGCUCAAGCCUUACACAAACUCGUCUCCUCCGCCUACCUCAAGCCCUCCACCCUCCUCUCCCACAAAUCCCCACGCGACAAAAUCAUCGAAUACGAGACCGAAGAAAAGGCCAAGCUCACGGGUAUACCUGCCGCGAAGGAGCUGCGCCAGGCGCGGGAGAUGGCCGAGUUGAGGUUCAGGAGGGAAGAAGAGGCCGCGGAAAGGAUCGGUAUGAAGAGGAAGGCUGUGGAUAGUGGUGGGAAGGCUUCCAAGCGCUCAAAACACUCGGACGAGACCGCAGAGAUCGUCGACGAUGAAGUCCACUUCCGCGUGAACCACGACAAGUUCAACGUUCACAUACGGAACAAGAUCAUCGUGAACGCAGCCCGAGAACGCUUCAACGAUGGCGCCGCUCAAGUUAUGCAAGCCGCAUUGAAAGCGACAGAGGACAAGUCGCGGACAGUCAAAGACCCACGCUCAGACCCCAUGAGCGUCCCCGACAUCAUACGCUACAUAACAGAUGAAGAUGCCCUCGCAGCCGGCCUCAUAAUGCCUUCAAAAAAGCCUAAGACGCCCGACAUAAUCCAACAAUACCUCCACAUGCUCGCCUUCCACGACAACACCACCCCCGCGGGCCUCUCGUCUCGCUUCGUCGCCCUCCUCGGCAAAAAAGUACAAGUCGAGUUCGAUGCUAUCGGCGCGCGGCUGCGCACUCGAGUGCUCGAAGCAGUCGCGAGAGAACGACACGGGAAUGAGGGUGUCAGGGUGUUGAGGUUGUUGCUGGAGACGGGGAAGAUGGACGAGAAGCAGAUCGCUAAGACUGCGAUGAUGAGCGCGAAAGAUGUGCGCCCGCUCUUGAGCGCUAUGAGUGCGGAGAGUUUGGUUAGUCUGCAGGAGGUGCCGAGGACUAGCGAUCGGAAUCCCACGCGGACUUUCUAUCUCUGGUUCGUCGACCUGCCAAAAGCCUACUCAGUCCUCCUUGCGAACCUCUACAAAUCGCUCUACAACAUACACACCCGCCUCCGCUCCGAACAGGAAGACCAGCCUCUCGUACAAGCUGUGCUCGCCAAGCUUGACCGCGAAGACGUCACCGAAGACGACCUUACAAGGGUCGACAAGGAACUACUAGCGGCGUGGAGGGACAAGAGGUUGAAAUUGACGUUACUCGCAACGAGGGUGGAGGAGAGCGUAUUUAUCUUACACGACAUAACUGAGCGUGUCGAGGAGUGA